Tribolium madens (black flour beetle) is the source of this 2656-nucleotide messenger RNA. Its product is annotated as synaptic vesicle glycoprotein 2B-like. The coding region runs from base 463 to 2322 and encodes 619 amino acids. The transcript is spliced from 7 exons. NCBI's taxonomy places the organism in Eukaryota, Metazoa, Arthropoda, Insecta, Coleoptera, Tenebrionidae. The record is from RefSeq and is a predicted model, not a curated record. Gene Ontology annotation, molecular function: transmembrane transporter activity. Gene Ontology annotation, biological process: transmembrane transport.
UGUGCUUAUUAUUUUAUGUGAACCGAAAACAAAUUCUAGAAAUGAACAGAAAAAUACAAUAAAAAAUAUGUAUGCAGCUUUCUAUUAAAACAUUUAAAAUUUAUAAAUGGUUGAAACUAAAGGUUACGUAGGUAAUAAAAGCGCCCCUUUGCUGUUGCGCAGAAGGGCCGGUUUUCGAUUCAAAUGCAGCAAAGGGUGCGUGUAGUCGAUUCGAUCUGGACGUGUCCUUUCUCAUUAAACAAUCAACAAAGGUACAGUGUAAAGGGUGCAUUACGUGAGCCAACAAAGCUUUUGCAUUAUUGAUCGCGGGAAGAGAAGCUUUGAAUCGAUAUUGUGUCCAGUAGCGUGACAUUCGCAGCUUUUGCAAUAACUAUCCAUUUACUAGUUUACUGAACCUACCACAGAUGGUUGUUGAGAGUGGUAAUGACGAAACCAUAAACCGGCGCACAACAGGGGGUAAGGAUGUGUGAGGAAUCCGCAUGCUUGGUACCUCCGUUGGAACAGAAUCAAAAUGGGCCAAACGAAUCCCGACUGUCAUCAGGCAGCACCGCAGGAACCAGCCACAAUGGCGAAGCCCUUGUUGGUUUCCACGAAGACGCCUUAUCACAAGCAGCUGUGGGAAAAGCCCAACUCCUCCUAGCCUUAGUCUUAGGCCUUGGCCUUGCCGCCGAUUGUUCCGAACUAACCAUUCUGGGCUACAUCCUACCAGCUGCGGAGCUCCAACUGUGCAUAGACGAGCACAAAAAAGGAUGGCUGGUUUCCAUCACUCUUUUGGCUCUUGCAGGAGGGUCUCUCGCGUGGGGCAUCCUUGGCGACCAUCUAGGCCGUCGAAGAGCUCUAAUUAGUGCUCUUUCAGUCGCUGCACUUUUCUCUGCAGUUGCAACAGUGAUGCCAACGUACGGAACAUUUAUGACAGCCCGGUUUUGUUCUGGAUUGGGGGUUGCAGGAGCGUUUCCGUUGACGUUUAGUUAUUUGUCUGAAACAUGCUCGCGGGCCACUAGGACUCGAUACACAGGAUUGCUGUACUCGUUUUGGCCCUUGGGGGCUAUUUUUACAUCUUUGAUCGCCCAUUUAACCAUGCCUACUAGCGGGGCUGAAAUAGUCGAAGAUAAUAGAGAACAUUGGAGUUCUUGGCAUCGCUUUCUCAUUUUGAGUAUUCUUCCCACCCUUGGUUGUAUUGUUGGGUUAAUUUGGGCGUCUGAGUCGCCGAGGUACCUUCUGGAAGCUUCGAGAGAAGUUGAAGCUUUGGCCGUGUACCAGAGGCUCCACAGGUUGAAUAAAGCACGAACCCAAUAUGGAUUAACUGAGUUGGAGCUGCCAGGAAGGAGUGCCUACAGGGAGAGACCCAUGAGCCCUUCGAGAAAUCUGUUUGGACAUGGUUUAGAGUCUUUUCGGGAAGCUUUUCAACGCAUCUCUUCUCCAACACACUUUCGCACAACUUUACUUCUAGCAGCCUUGCACCUUAUCGUGGGUUUCACCUACAUGGGAAUAUCAAAUUUUUCCACGUCCAUGAUUAAACAAAUUAAAGAUCAAGAGUAUUUUGCGGAAAGAAAUUAUAUAUUUGAUAGAAAUUUCACAGGAGUUCUUUUCAACAGUACUUUAGAAAAUGUUGAAUAUAAAAACACUCUUUUCAAAAAUGUGACCUUCAAACAUAUCAACUUGAAUCAUGUAGAAUUUCUGAAUUGUACUGUUGACGAAGCCGAAUUUAUAAAUGUGAAGUCGUCCAUUACUUACUUCAAAAACUCGACCAUUAAAGAUUCGAGGUUUGUCGAUACUGACCUCACCCAUCACCAUUUUCUCAAUUGUACAUUGAGCAAUAAUACUUUUAUGUCAUUGAUAUCUGAUUGCAUUGUCGAUUUUGAUUAUAACAUCUAUUUGGAUGAUUUGUACGAAGACACUAUAGCAUGGGCAGGUUCCAUGUUUCCAGCUUUGCUUUUUAUGGGUUUCAUCUUAGAAACUGCAUCAAGACCACCCAUCAUUUUUACCACCAUGGGUACCGCAAGUAUUACAUGUAUUGGCAUUUUCUUUUGGACGAAUACUUUUGUUGUGACACUUAUUGAGUUGACAGUCAAAAUUAUGUUAAUGUGUGCUGUAAAUGCAAUUAAUAUGGUGGUAGUCGAAGGAUAUCCAUGCCAUUUAAGAUGUACCGCUCAUGGUAUGAUGCGCAGUUUGUUCCAUUUAGCGUCCCUUUGUGCCAUCCCCAUCUAUGGUAUGUUUGGUCACACAAUGUUAAUGUUCCCCGCUGUGAUCACCAUUUCUUUGACUUUUGGGGCCGCUUUAUUGUCCUUGAAGAUACAAGACAACAGUAAAGUUCUUUUGUAAUAUUUUUUGCCCGAUCUGUUUGUAGAUUGUGUCUGUGAUAUUAUUUUUAAAACGAUAAUCACCUUGUAUUAAAGUGUUUAGAUGAGAUAGAUGCGUCAAUUAUAAUACGCUUUUAUUUUCUAAACAGUUAGUUUUUUUCAUAAAGUUCAAGCUAUUGCAUAUCAAUCCAUGUAUGCCUGAUGCAUAGGAAACAAGUCAAAUUAUAAUUCUUGGAACCCUUUUUACAUAAUGAAAGAUUAAAAGAUCGUAUAUUGUCCUCAUGGUUAGUGAAAAUAUUACCAAUAUUGUAAUUUAUUUUUAAUUGUUGAAGAAAUAAAUCCCGCUUAAAAAUUCA